UUGUUGUGAAAAAAGGGACAGCGAGUUUGAAAUAAAAGUUGUUAGAGUGGUACUGGAGAGAAAAAAAGAAUUCAAGACCAUGUAUUGUGCAUACACAAUUCCAGGCAUGGGCGGAAAUUCUUUGAUGUACUACUAUAAUGGGAAAGCGGUUUAUGCCCCUUCUGCAAGCACUGCCGACUACAAUCGGGACUCCCCCGGCUAUCCAUCCUCAAAACCAGCAGCCAGCACUUUUCCUAGUUCUUUCUUCAUGCAAGACGGCCAUCAUGGCAGUGAUCCGUGGAACUCGUCCAGUGGAAUGAAUCCGCCUGGAUAUGGAGGAAUGUUGGGCAAUUCACCUCAUAUUCCACAGUCCAGUAGCUAUUGCAGUCUUCAUCCUCAUGACCGCUUGAGCUACCCAUCACACUCCUCAGCAGACAUCAAUUCCAGUCUUCCUCCAAUGUCCACCUUCCAUCGCAGUGGUACAACCCAUUACAGUGCUUCUUCCUGUACACCUCCUGCAAAUGGAACAGAAAGUAUAAUGGCAAACAGAGGAAGCGGAGCAGCAGGAAGUUCACAGACAGGCGAUGCGCUGGGAAAAGCACUUGCCUCUAUCUACUCUCCAGAUCAUACCAACAACAGCUUUUCAUCAAAUCCUUCAACUCCUGUUGGUUCUCCCCCUUCUCUCUCAGCAGGAACAGCUGUUUGGUCUAGAAAUGGAGGGCAAGCGUCAUCAUCUCCCAAUUAUGAAGGUCCCUUACAUUCUUUGCAAAGCCGGAUUGAAGACCGCUUGGAAAGACUGGAUGACGCUAUUCAUGUUCUCCGGAACCAUGCAGUGGGGGCUUCAACUGCCAUGCCUGGUAGUCAUGGUGACCUCCAUGGCUUAAUAGGCCCUUCUCAUAAUGGAGCAAUGGGAGGCCUCGGAUCAGGAUACGGGACAGGUCUUCUUUCAGCCAAUAGACAUUCACUAAUGGUGGGGGCUCAUCGUGAAGAUGCAGUCGGCCUCCGUGGCAGCCAUUCGCUUGUGCCAAACCAAGUUCCUGUUCCGCAGCUGCCCGUGCAGUCUGCCACAUCUCCUGACUUAAGCCAGCCUCAGGAUCCAUACAGAGGCAUCCCAACUGGACUUCAAGGGCAAAGCAUAUCUUCAGGGAGUUCUGAAAUAAAAUCUGAUGACGAAGGAGAUGAAAACCUCCAGGACACAAAACCUUCUGAGGACAAGAAGUUGGACGAUGACAAGAAGGAUAUCAAAUCAAUUACUAGGUCAAGAUCUAGCAAUAAUGAUGACGAAGAUCUUACACCGGAGCAAAAAGCAGAGCGCGAGAAAGAAAGAAGAAUGGCCAACAAUGCCCGUGAGCGCCUGCGUGUCCGUGACAUCAACGAGGCUUUCAAGGAGCUCGGCCGGAUGGUGCAGCUCCAUCUAAAGAGUGACAAGCCCCAGACCAAACUUUUGAUCUUACAUCAAGCUGUAGCAGUUAUCCUCAGUUUAGAGCAGCAAGUCAGAGAAAGGAAUCUGAAUCCUAAAGCAGCAUGUUUGAAAAGAAGGGAAGAAGAGAAAGUAUCUUCGGACCCUCCUCCACUUUCUUUGGCAGGACCCCACCCUGGGAUGGGAGACACAUCUAAUCAUAUGGGGCAGAUGUAAAAAAAGGAACAAGGUCCAAGUUGCCACAUUUUCUUCAUGUAAACCAGAGACCACUUCCUAAACAGCUGUAUUAUCUUAAAAACAUAUAAACACUUAACCCUCCCCCUUUUUGUAAUAUAAUAAGACAAGUCUGAGUAGUUACGAAUCACAGACGCAAGAGAUUUCAGCAUUCCUGAUUUUGAAAUAAAGAAAAAGUGCAACUUGAGGGACAUCUCUUUUCAACAUAUCAUUCGGAAUGUUUCCAGCAGUAUGUUAACAGCUGUAAAUGCACAGCCAGGAGACUGAAUGGCAAUCUUCUCCACACUGUGGGACAAUGCAUUUGUGCCUAAACUUCUUUUGGAAAAAAAAAAUAUAAUUAAUUUGUAAGUCUGAAAAAAAAAAUAUUUAAUUUAAAAAUUGUAAACUUGCAAUAAUGAAAAGUGUACUUCUGAAGAAAAAAAAAUGAACGUUUUCAUUGGUGUACUAGUCAGCUAGUGUUUAUACUUACUGGAUAUUAAAAAGGGAAGCACCGCUACCCCAAUAUUUACAAAACCAGCAAAUGUCCUGAUGAAAACUGAAGUAAUGACAUUAGCCAUUCCUUAGGGUAGGAGGAACAGAUGGAUCUUAUAGACCUAUGACAAAUACAGACAAACACACCGACACAA
Messenger RNA from Python bivittatus (Burmese python), 2259 nucleotides. It is a transcript of the gene TCF4, whose product is annotated as transcription factor 4. Gene Ontology annotation, molecular function: DNA-binding transcription factor activity, RNA polymerase II-specific; RNA polymerase II cis-regulatory region sequence-specific DNA binding; protein dimerization activity. The record is from RefSeq and is a predicted model, not a curated record. Gene Ontology annotation, cellular component: chromatin; transcription regulator complex. Lineage: Eukaryota; Metazoa; Chordata; Lepidosauria; Squamata; Pythonidae. Gene Ontology annotation, biological process: regulation of transcription by RNA polymerase II.